AUGCUUGCGACCGAAUCGGCCGAGUCGAGCUCAAAUUGGGACUUCACCCCGGUGCUUGACCUUCUCCGGUCACCCACCUAUAGUGGCGCGUCUCCUCCCCUCGGUGUUCGCCCCUCCAAAUCCACGGUCCCCACGCCAUGCCCCGAGGGACAGUUGGGGGAAGAUGUCGGAGACAGUGUAGGGAGUCGGACCAGGGAUGUGAACUCCCAACGGAGCUAUCCCCGUCUUGGAGACUUCAGUUCGCUGUGGGAUCUUCUGGAACGAGUCCCAGCUCCUGCGACUGAAACUGCCAUGCAGCAUAGACCAAGUGUUUCUCAGCCGACUGCCGGACCUCCUCCCGCUGUCGCCAUUCUCAAACGGUCAUCCCAGGGUGGAGCGUCUACUGUCCACUCCCCGACCGAACUGUCUUCCCACACUCCUCCCAAACCCAUCCCCAUUUCCGAUACCUCAAAGCCUCGGCUCUCCACAGACACUAUUACCGGUCGCUCUUCACGCCCAUACGCCCAACCCGAAGCUAUCACGAUCCUUAAGCGAGCCUCGGAUCACCAGGCUACCAGCAAGGAUAGCACCGUGGAAUUUAACUCCCCUCGAACUCCGACGAAACCAAUUCCCGGCAGGGAUGGUUCAGAAGACACGCCCAGGGCCAAGCCCAAGUCCCGGGCGGGUGGGAAAAACACCCAAAUUCAACACAGCAAGGAAGCACUCUCAUCGGAAAGCAGUGCCGAGCCGGAUUCUGAUUCAAACACCGUCAUUUUUGAUCCUCCAAUUUCCAAGAAGUCUGGGGCGCUGGCAUUUGUCCCGUCGCAACUGGGCACGUCUGAUGCGAAACUCAGUCAUUAUGAAACCCCGCCGUCUUCAUACGAUGAGUUGGAUUCAGCCUUGAAUUCAGAUACCAUCAAAAGCUUCAAGGCUUCCGGGACAACUCGUGUUCGACCCACCGUCUACAAGUCGGCGUCCGAGCGACGGGUCGGGUUGAUGACCAAGCUCCUUACGGACUUUCCCGAAUAUGCCAAACUUGUGUCUCAAGUUGGGCGUGCUGGGGUCUCUCCCAAGAGCAGCGUUAAUUCACGACCUAUUCAUGUGUUCGUGGACAUGUCCAAUAUUAUGGUGGGAUUCCACGAUUCGGUGAAAGUCUCACGAAACAUCCCCAUCACAACUCGGAUCCGCCGCCUCCAUAUAUCUUACUCCAAUUUUUCUCUGAUCAUGGAACGGGGUCGUCCGGCUACCAAGAGAGUAUUGGUAGGCUCGGACCGACUGCCCUCGAUCGACGAAGCCGAGACCCUCGGCUAUGAAGCGAACAUCCUGGACCGCGUACACAAGCUCAAGCACGCGACUCCUCGCCCACCCAAGACCCGGAAUGGAGGACUUGGUGGACCUGAAACGGUUCAAGCCUCGGGGGAGCGAUGGGUCGAGCAGGGCGUGGACGAAAUUCUGCACCUGAAGAUCCUGGAGAGCCUGCUGGACACGGACGAACCGGCGACGAUUGUGCUGGCGACGGGCGAUGCCGCCGCAGCCGAAUACUCGGGUGGGUUUAUGCGUAUGGUCGAGCGUGCGCUGCAGCGUGGCUGGAUCGUGGAGCUGGUGAGCUUCUCCCAGGUGACCAGCUAUGCGUAUCGAAAGAAGGAAUUCCGGGCCAAAUGGGGAGGUCACUUCCGGAUGAUCGAACUGGAUGCAUACAUUGAGGAGCUGUUUGACUGA
Messenger RNA from Penicillium alfredii, 1698 nucleotides. RefSeq names its product NYN domain-containing protein. Lineage: Eukaryota; Fungi; Ascomycota; Eurotiomycetes; Eurotiales; Aspergillaceae. Gene Ontology annotation, biological process: protein import into nucleus. The transcript has 2 exons. Gene Ontology annotation, molecular function: guanyl-nucleotide exchange factor activity; small GTPase binding. The record is from RefSeq and is a predicted model, not a curated record. The coding region runs from base 1 to 1698 and encodes 565 amino acids. Gene Ontology annotation, cellular component: nucleus.